This is a messenger RNA of Mercenaria mercenaria, 1902 nucleotides long. RefSeq lists its product as uncharacterized. Gene Ontology annotation, molecular function: calcium ion binding. The record is from RefSeq and is a predicted model, not a curated record. The transcript is spliced from 9 exons. Gene Ontology annotation, cellular component: membrane. NCBI's taxonomy places the organism in Eukaryota, Metazoa, Mollusca, Bivalvia, Venerida, Veneridae. The coding region runs from base 9 to 1538 and encodes 509 amino acids.
CAAUUCUGAUGGCAAAUUUCAUGGGCACAGUCCAAUGCUGCGGAACGGUGAUAGUCUGGGAACUGUAUGCCGAAGGACAGGGGUUUGUAUCGCUGCAGGUAUGGAGACCAGUACCCGGCGAGGCCAAUAAGUACAUGCUGGUAGGCCGCAAUGGGAUCAGGCAUAGGUCGACGGGUAUUUCCCAAGAAGGAAGGUCAAUCGCCAAUAGGAAUAUGAUCCACGUCGUCCCGGGGGACAUUAUUGGGUUCGAGCAAAAGGAAGCAUCGGUCUUGCGCUACACAACCUGUAACCCAGCUUCACCAACUGAUCCCGACAUCUGCGCAGAAGAUUUGCUCAUCAAUACUGGUGUAUCGGAACCAGCGACUGGCGACAUAGCAGAGUUUGUAUCCGAACAGUCGACAUAUCUGGGUUCUACUACAGUUAGGGGCUAUGCUGUAACGGCUUAUCUGGAUGGAAAAAACCCAGUGAGCUGCACGGACAAACAUAAAACUAUCACAGACACUCUUAGCGUGGGUGAUCACGUGACACACGUGCACGUUGAAAACAUGGAUAUGUUCCAUCCGAAUUCCACAUUCAACGUAGUGUCUCUAACACCUUCUUUGCCUGUGGCUUUAAAUCAGCAAACAGGUGAAAUAAUAGUGUCUGACGUACUGACCCCUGACUAUCCCUCUACAGAUUACAAACUCACUGUGAGGGUUGUUGACGUAUGUUCCACGAGCAGCACGUGCACUGUUACAAUCACAGUUAACAACAUGCCGAAGUCAAUAACGUUUGCUUCACUUCCGGCAAACGCAAAGUUGUCAGACCUGACGAAAACUGGACACGUUUACGACUUUAAAAUCUCGCGGCAACGAGAUGUUGACUCAGUUAAAUGUUACAUCAGAUCUGCAAUACCAGACAGUCUAACAUUCGAUGUCAAAAAUAUAAGUAAAACAGAAUACAGUGUACACCUUUUAGAAACUACAGAUGCACCAGGUUUGCUGGAACAACAAACCCUUGUCAUAGUGUUGGUUAUUGCUUGUGAAAACACAGCGGAAAUGUAUAACCAGACCACACUUACACUUACAUACCAACCAGAGGAAAGUGGAUUAGGAAUACUCUUGACUAUCGUCGGGAUUAUUGCAACUCUGAUAGUUCUUGCAAUGGUGACAGUGUUAAUGAUCUGGCUUUGUAAAAAAGGGAAAGUAAAAGUUUGGCCAAGUAGUGCCAGCAGCACAAGCAAAGGGUAUAACAGCCAGUCUGAGCCAAAAGGAAAACAUCUGGAAGUUGUUGAAAAUAAACCCAGCCAAAAUGGCCAUAUAAGAAACAAGCAGCUUUGGGACAACUUCAGUAACUUUUACAAGGUGGAACAAAGUAUCACAUCCGGGCGAUUGCCAAUUAAUGGACGAUUACAAAAUGGCGGCUGGGAUAACCAAGUCACAAAAUCGCAGAAAUCUAUUCUCAUAUCACAAAGUAAUGGACAGGCAUUGCACGAUGUUUUCAAGCAAGAUUUGAGUGGUCAUAAUCACGUGUUUCAGAAGAAACCAUGGAGGCCAUGAUCAAGUUACAUUUACGAUAUUAUAAAACAUUUUUCCUCUAACUUACAUAGUAGAUUUUAGAUGUAUGCGUAUAUAAAGCGGCAAAUUUCAAGGGGUGAUGUUUUUUUCAGAACAGGUGAUUUUUCUUAUAUGUUACAUAACAUGUCAAUAUUUUUUCAUGUUUUGUAAAAACACAUGUUAUACUAAAUGUCUAUAUAUGGUUUUUAUAUUAUUGAAAUGCUUUAAAGUACUGAAAAUGAGGUCUCAAGAUUUCAUUGUUUAUAUGAAACAAAGACGGAACUGAAUUGGUAUAGACUUAGUGUCAGACUCUUCACAAUGGAGACUUACACGUUUAUUGUGCGACGCAGAAUAUUCCUUUGCGGAC